UGAAGGCCAGGUGAGCAGAUGUGGGCGUCUUGGGGCACCUGAGACCUCACUGGUCCUGGGAGAGGCCUUCAGAGCUCCCAGGCCACAGGCAGCCACGGCCAGUGAGAUGCAGCCACAGCAACAGGAAGGCGCUGGCAUGGGCAGAAGGAGCCCCUCCUUGGCAUCGGGCUCUUCCUUUCCUCCUGGGCGCCGCACAGGUGCCCCCCCCCAGGGCCUCUCCCACGUUCAUCUGGGUGUUGAAGGCGGGACCUGCGUGCUGCUGUCCCUUGUCCGGGGCCCUCUGAGCCCCACUGCCCCUUGGCCCUCCCCCACCAGGCGCUCUCUGGCUGCAGAACACCGCCUGGGGGAGGCGGGACUGCCCUCUGGCCUGGGAGGGCGGGAGCAGCCAGCUGCUGGCAGCAUAUGGCGCUGUGGUCAGGGUGUGCUCCUGAGGACGGCUCACCAGGCCUCUCUGCCUGGCCGUUGGAAAGAUCUUUUAAAGCUUCUUGAUCACUUUGUCCCAUGUCCCUACAGUACCUACCAUCGCAUCUGGCCGGGACGGGGGCUGCUGCCUGUGUGGCCCAGUCCCUCUGUUCUGCUGGGCUCGCACAAUGGGAGGCCCCUCUCUGUCCCCACCCAUCCUUGCCGACCCUGGGCGUGAGUGACAGGGGCCGCGCACGUGCAGGUCACACUGAGCAGCGGAAGGACUUCUUUGGGGUCAGUGCUGGGGGUGGGACCCAGGAGCUGGGAUCCUGGGCCAGGUGCUGGCCUUCCUGUCUGGCCCUGGCCAAUCCCCCUACUGCCGGGAGCUCUCAGCUGGCCAGGCAAGGAGGCAGAGGUCCUGUGAGUGGUGGAGGCCAACGGAAUGGGAGGUUGUCGGGCUGACAGCCCCCGAGUGCCUGCCCACAGCUCCUAGGUGCUUUGCGGAGGAGGCCGCUAUGCUCUGUCCCCUUGUCUGCUGCUGAGCUCCUGUUGCCUUUCAAGGCUUUCUAUGGCUACCUCCUCAGUCUCCCAUGGUCCUGCAGGCUCCCUCGCCGUUUCUGAGCGCCCAUAAACGUUUGUCCCUCUUGAGACGUGGUGUGGUGGAUAAAAAGUAGGGCUCUGGGGUCUCCUCGCCGGGCCCAAAUCCUGAUGGCACCAGCGGGUGCGUUACCUCUCCGUGCCUCAGUUUCCUCAUCUGUAGAAGGAGAAUGGCGAGCCCCUGCGGCCAGUGCAGCCAAUACUCAGGUGGUGCAUCUGCAGACGCAGCAGGAGGUGAAGCUGCGCAUGACGGGCAUGGCGCUGCGGGUGGUGCGUACCGACGGCAUCCUGGCACUCUACAACGGCCUGAGCGCCUCGCUGUGCAGACAGAUGACCUACUCCCUGACUCGGUUCGCCAUCUACGAGACUGUGCGGGACCGCGUGGCCAAGGGCAGCCAGGGGCCUCUCCCCUUCCACCAGAAGGUGUUGCUGGGCUCCGUCAGCGGUUUAGCUGGAGGCUUCGUGGGGACGCCCGCAGACUUGGUCAACGUCAGGAUGCAGAACGACGUGAAGCUGCCCCAGGGUCAGCGGCGCAACUACGCCCAUGCGCUGGAUGGCCUGUACCGCGUAGCUCGCGAAGAGGGUCUCAGGAGACUGUUCUCGGGUGCAACCAUGGCAUCCAGCCGAGGGGCCUUAGUCACUGUGGGCCAGCUGUCCUGCUACGACCAGGCCAAGCAGCUGGUCCUUAGCACCGGGUACCUCUCUGACAACAUCUUCACUCACUUUGUCGCCAGCUUUAUUGCAGGUGGAUGUGCCACGUUCCUGUGUCAGCCCCUGGAUGUGCUGAAGACUCGCCUGAUGAACUCCAAGGGGGAGUAUGAGGGCGUUUUCCACUGCGCCGUGGAGACAGCGAAGCUCGGGCCUCUGGCCUUUUACAAGGGCCUCGUCCCAGCUGGCAUCCGCCUCAUCCCCCACACCGUGCUCACUUUUGUGUUUCUGGAACAGCUACGCAAAAACUUUGGCAUCAAAGUGCCAUCCUGACCAGCCGUGGGAAUGGCUGGGCUGCCAGGCCAGCCACGCUAGGUUCUUCCAAAGAGUCCCAAGCCCAGCACCUGCUCCUGGGGCCACGACCUCCCCGGCCGUGGCCACCCGUCCUCCGCAGCAGGCCCCUGCUGUCCCCCCACCUGCUGGCUGAGCUCCUCCUGGCCUCGUCCCCUCUCAGCUGUAGCUGCACCACCCCCGCUCUGGCUACCAGGCUCUCCCGGCUGGGCACUGCGUGGCCUUGCCCCUCUCCCGCUGGCAGCUCCUCAGGGGAACAGGGGCUACCAGAGGCUGAUUUCUCCCCUCUCCUGGGCCAGGGGAGGGGUAUUAUCCCUGCCUCCUGCCCCCGAUGCCCAAAGCAGCAUCUUCCAGCACUUUCCAUCGAGGACUUGGGUGGCAGAGUGUGGGUGCAGCCUGGCUGUUGCUCACCCAAGUGCUAGCUCUGCACUUUGUGUCUGCUGAGAGCGACCAGACCUUCCAUGUCCUCGGGCAGCUGCAACUCCCCGUGAGACCCCGCAGCUGGGUGGGAUGAACAAACAACGCAGACCACAAGCGAGUGCCUGGGAGGGAGUGGCCCAGAGUGGUUCUGGAGCCAUUGUGGGUGAGGGUCGAGGACCACCGAGGUCCCGCGCGCCGCUGCCUGCCCUGCAGUGGCUUUAACAGUUAGUUUUGCCAAAGCCUCUCCACUCACCAGCAGGUGGUCUCUGUCUUCAGGGAUUGUGCCUGCGUCCCUCGGGCCCCUGGGCCCCCCCGCUUGGCUCCCUGGGGGAAUGGCCCAGGCGGGCCGCGGUUCCUCCUCAGGGCCUUCUUCCCGACAAGGAGUCCGACGGGGCGGAUGCUGCAUCCUCUGCUUCCCUGGUCACUGGGCUUCACCCCACCUGGGAAGGGCAGUGUGCUCUGUGGGGGCUGCAAUCAAUAAAUGCCGGGAGCUGCCACAUCUA
Molecule: messenger RNA, 2921 nt
Organism: Pan troglodytes (chimpanzee)
Lineage: Eukaryota; Metazoa; Chordata; Mammalia; Primates; Hominidae
Gene: SLC25A10
Product: solute carrier family 25 member 10
Exons: 11
Coding region: 1111-1980 (289 amino acids)
Biological process (GO): transmembrane transport
Source: RefSeq, a predicted model, not a curated record